AUGACCGAAGAAGUCAAGUCCAGUAGCCCCCCGCCAGCUGCUGCAGCACAGGAUCCCGAAGCCGUGAUCGAGGUCGAGGUCGACGACGACAUCGACUACGACCCGACGUACGGCGACGAGAACUCCACGGGCAGCACGUCCCUCGGAAGCAGCGCCCUCCGCUAUGAGUUCAAGCACGGCCGCCGCUAUCACAGCUACCAGGCCGGCCAAUACAGCUGGCCCAAUGAUGACACCGAGCAGGGCCGCCUGGACAUGAUCCACCACGUCUUCUACCGCCUGCUGGAAGACCGCCUCUACCUGGCGCCCAUCAACCCGGACCGCGGGCUGAAGGUGCUCGACAUCGGCACGGGGACGGGCCUGUGGGCCAUCGAGAUGGGCGACCAGCACCCGGGCGCCGUGGUCGUCGGCAACGACCUGAGCCCGAUCCAGCCGGACUGGGUGCCGCCCAACGUGCGCUUCAUCGUCGACGACGUCGAGCUGGACUGGGUCGAGGAGCAGGACAAGUACGACUUCAUCCACUGCCGCUACAUGGCCGGGUCCAUCAAGGACUGGCCGCGCCUGGUGCGCCAGAUCCACGCCCACCUCAAGCCCGGCGGCUGGGCCGAGUUCCAGGAGUCCGUCAACGUCCUCUACAGCGAGGACGGCAGCCUCAAGCCCGACGACCCCAUGGCGCUCAUGAUGACGCAUCUUACCGUAGCCUGCGACAAGAUCGGCCGCACCAUGGACCCGGCGCCCAGCUUCAGGCGAUGGGCUGAGGACGCGGGCUUCGCGCGCAUCACCGAAGACCGCCGCAAACUGCCGAUCGGUGGCUGGCCGAGGGACCCGAGGCUGAAGGAGGUAGGCACGCUGAUGGGCUUCAACUUUAUCGAGGGCGUCGCUGCCUUCACGGCCGUCUUGUUCUGCGACGUGUUGGGUUGGUCGAGAGAAGAGGUCGAGGUUUUCAAUGCCGAGGUCCGGAAAGCUUCGAAGAAUCUGGACGUUCACCCUAUUUUCGAUUUUCUUGUCGUCUCGGCGCAGAAAGCAGAGUAA
Anthostomella pinea is the source of this 1029-nucleotide messenger RNA. NCBI's taxonomy places the organism in Eukaryota, Fungi, Ascomycota, Sordariomycetes, Xylariales, Xylariaceae. The record is from the annotation of a GenBank genome assembly.